AUACUGGAGACUGGCCCACCGCGCCAAAUGCCGUCAGCGCCGCCAAUCCAUCUGCCGCCGCAGCUUCGCCACCCACUCGGCGGCCUUUGCUGGCCCAAUAUCUGCACCUACAAAUCCGCAUCCCCUGCCUAUUGGGCCACAUUGCAUCCCCUUUUCGAUGCACAGUGAGAUGGCAUCGAAUUUUCACAGCUGAAGAGGACAACUGGCGACAUCCCUUCUGGUGUUCGAAAACUUGCUGGCGGCGGCCGUUGGUUGGGAAAAUAAAGAGAGCGCAGUAACGGUUCUACUCUGGUGACGACAAGAUGAGGAAGACGCUUAUUUUGUGCUUUAUCCAUGGCUUCAAGGGAGGCGAGUCGACGUUUGGCAACGACUACUCGUUUGUCGAGGACCUGCGCACUGCCGUGGCGCAAGAGCUGCCCGGCUUCAGCAUCAAGGUGCUGGUGUAUCCCAAGUAUGACACGAGGGGAGACCUGGGAGAGGCCGUGAGCAAAUUCCGCAGCUGGCUGGAAAACAAAAUCAUCGACUAUGAAGUGGCCAAGGGAACGGCCUCGCCAACCGUCGAGCCAUCCGUCCGCACCAUCCUGAUUGGCCAUUCCAUGGGCGGCAUCGUCGCCGCAGAGACCGUCAUGGGCCUGGCUUCGGAGCGGCCCAUCUACACGGAGGACGGCAUCGACAAGUCCGGGGGCCGUCCAAACUUCAACAGCCUCAUGUUCCCUCGCAUCCAGGGCGUCUUGGCCUUUGACACGCCGUACCUGGGCAUUGCCCCCAGCGUGGUUGCGUACGGCGCCGAGGGGCAUUACCAGACGGCGCAGUCGGCUCUGGCGCAGCUGGGCUCGGUGUGGAAGAUGGUUGGCGGUGGUGGUGGCGGUGACGCUGCUGCUUCUUCUUCUUCUGCCCUCACGACGACUACGGCCGCCAAGAACGAGAGCAGCGGCGGAUGGGGAUGGGGAAAGAUUGCCAUGUACGGAGCUGCGGCCAGUGCCGUCGCUGCGGGCGGCGCUGCGGCGUGGAUGAACCGCGAGCACAUCUCGACUGGGUGGUCGUGGGUGUCGUCGCACCUCGAGUUCGUGGGCUGUCUGGCCCGGCCGGAGGCUCUCAAGCAGCGCGUGUCGUACAUGGUGAGGCUGAGCUCGGAGCUCAACAUUGGCUAUGCGAAUGUGUAUACGCGGCUGGGCAAGGCUGCCGAGAGCAAGGAGGUCAGCAUGGUUGGCACGGUGCUGGGCAAGGACAGGACGUUUUGCGUGGUGCCGAGCAAGCAGCCGUCUGGGAAGUGGAUAGACAAUGUCAAUGAUACGGCCAAGGAUGAGGUGACGGCACAUAUAACCAUGUUUGAGCCGCAGAAUAACCCGGCCUACGAGAAGCUGCUGCAGGACUCCAAGAACCUGAUUGCCAUGUGGGUGCAAAGGGAUUGGGCUGAAGGCAGCCAUGAGCCGCGGUCGAGGUCUCAACAGCAGCAGCAGCAGCAGCAGCAGCAGCUCCGGCGGCUGAGAUGACGAAGAUGGUGAUGCUGCCAUAGACAUGCAGUUUAAAGGGAUACAUGACAAAUGGAUAUAGGUGUUUGACUUGCUUAGGGGACAGGAGAAGGCGAUUGAUUUUGUGUGUAUUUUCUACAAUUAGCAUUACUACUGUCUGUACCUAUGCACACUCCGU
This is a messenger RNA of Trichoderma asperellum CBS 433.97, 1650 nucleotides long. RefSeq lists its product as uncharacterized. NCBI's taxonomy places the organism in Eukaryota, Fungi, Ascomycota, Sordariomycetes, Hypocreales, Hypocreaceae. The record is from RefSeq and is a predicted model, not a curated record.